AAAAAAAAAAAAGAAAAAGAGGAGCGGCAAAUUCCAGUCAACUUGUGCCAUUCCUGAACUCUCAGAUUCUAAACCCAGCCUGACCAGCUGGCUCACUGGGUGUCUUUGGGCAAGUCACUUUAGAGACCUGUCAUUGUUGGGAGGUGGGCACUUGUGGUGUGUGUUCUCUGCUCUCAUUCUGACUCCAUCGCGCCUCCCGCGAUGCAGGAAACAGACACAGUUCAGGGUGUGCUGCCCGUGGCCACCGGCUGCAGAAGCCCUGGUCUGGUGGGCCUCAGGUCAGGCUCCCCCUGGCUCGGCGAGAGGGGCUGCCGCCCCCCCCCCUUUAUAGGGCUGCAGUGAGGACACUCCUCAUGCUGUUGACCUGUCCUCGGUCCACAGACCGAGGCCUGUGCCUCUAGCCCGAAGGCUUCUGUGACUCGUUCGGGACUCUGAUAGAAGGGCCAGGGUCCUCAUCUGCACCCAGGUGCCUGGACACCCCUAGCUGGUAGGCGUUCCUAUUCUCUCCCGGCCCCUCUUUGCUCCUGCAGGCUUUAGUUUUGUCUGUGAAGUUGGGAGCACCGACCCUCCUCGGGAGCACCUUGGAGCAGAUGCUCUUCUCAGCUGAAGGCCUGAGUGGAAACUUGGAACGGAAACUCUCAAAGCAAAACUACCUUGGCAGCUGACCGUGACUCUGGCUUCCAGGAAGGGGAGCUUUGGUAUGAAGUGCCUCCUAAUGGCUGUGUGGCCCAGCCCGGCUGCGCUCCCCCAGCUUGGGUGACACCUGGCUAACCGGGAGGACAGCUGGGGGCGCAGAGAGGAACACUGGUGCCCACGGUGGGGGCUGGAGCAACGCACCCUCCUGGGACAGUGAGCAAUGCCUGGUGUGAGGCUGGCCUGCCAGGCUGGGUGAGGAUCCUCUUGCUCCAUGGAGACCAGACCAAAGCUGGACCCCAGUCUGAGAGAACAACCAUCCCGAGGGGAAGGACUGGUCGCCGGUCAAGGAGCAGAAGCUCAUGCCACCGUGGCUCUGCCAGAAGGAAACCAGGGGCCGGACCCUCGCCGGGGGCCCAGCUGGCACAGCAUGGAGCGCUCAAGCAAGAUGGAGUUCUUCCAGAAGCUGGGCUACAGCCCGGAGGAUGUGGUCAGGGUGCUGGGCAAACUGGGUGAGGGCGCCCUGGUCAAUGAUGUGCUGCAGGAGCUGAUCCAGACCAGCAGCCGCCCGGGGGCCCAUGAGGGCAGCGCGGCGCCCCUGCUCAUCCCCAGGGGCUCCUGCGCCACCCCGGACUCUGCCCUGCGCAGGCAGGCGGCAGAGCUGGAAGAGGAUUGCGGAGACCCAGCCAGUUCCUUGCGACCCAUAGUGAUCGACGGCAGCAACGUGGCAAUGAGCCAUGGAAAUAAAGAAGCCUUCUCGUGCCGGGGAAUCCAGCUGGCUGUGGACUGGUUCAGGGACAGAGGACACACCUACAUCAAAGUUUUUGUCCCAUCCUGGAGGAAAGACCCACCAAGAUCCGACACCCCUAUUAGAGAGCAGCACGUGCUGGAGGUGCUGGAGAAGCAGGCGGUGCUCGUGUACACCCCGUCCCGCAAGGUGAACGGCAAGCGGGUGGUCUGCUACGACGACCGCUACAUCGUGAAGGUGGCCUACGAGCUGGACGGCGUCAUCGUCUCUAACGACAAUUACCGCGACCUUCAGAGCGAGAACCCCGAGUGGAAGUGGUUCAUCGAGCAGAGGCUGCUCAUGUUCUCCUUCGUCAACGAUCGGUUCAUGCCUCCUGAUGACCCCCUGGGCCGCCGGGGACCCACGCUGAGCAACUUCCUGAGCAGGAAGCCGAAGCCCCCGGAGCCAUCCUGGCAGCACUGCCCCUAUGGCAAGAAAUGCACCUACGGCGUCAAGUGCAAGUUCUACCACCCGGAGAGGCCGCACCUGGCGCCGCUGGCGGUGGCCGACGAGCUUCGCGCGCAAACGCGGGCUUGGCGGGGCGUGGGAGGCGGAGCGGAGGAGCGGCGGCGCAGCGGGCGGGCGGCGGCGGCGGCGACGGCGGCGGCCGGGGCAGGGCAGGGCGGCCCCCGGGGCGCUCCCGCCGCGGCCUGGCUGAGGGCCCCGGAGCCCGGCGCGUGCAGCCUGCCCUCGGCGCGGCCGGCGGCCGACGUGGCGGCGCUCGAAGGCAGCUUCUCGCGGCUCGCCUUCAGCGACGACCCGGGGCUCCUCGGUCCACCCCCCCUGGACGCCGGCCUCACGCCCCGGCCGCGCCGUCCGGACUGGGUGGCGCCGGGGGCCUCGCCGACCCCGGCAGCCCUGCGCGGCCUCCCGAGCCCCCAGGGCCCGCCCGGCCCGCCGGUCCGGCCGCGCGGGGGGCACGGCCCCGGGGCCCAGCACAGUGACCUGCUCCCCCAGCGCCGACGGCCCGCCGACGCGCGCGCCCUCCCACCAGCGGCCGACCGGUUCCCGGGCUGCUCGGCCUGGGCGAAAUGCGGCUGCGGCGACGGCGCCUUCGGGGGACCUUCGGGGCCCCCGCCUCCCUCCGCUCCCGGCAAGGUGGACGCGCGCGCCCGAGCGCGCAUCGCGCUCUGCAGCAUCUUCCCGCCCCACCAGGUGGACAGCGUCAUGGCCCUAUUCCCCGCGCUCUCCGACGUCACCAGGCUCAUCCUGCUCAUCCAGAAAUUCCAAAGGUGUGGUGCGCCUGUGGAAAAAUCCUAAGGAACUCGUCCAAGCCACCGCAAGUGAUGUCCCAGUCUUGCCUUGCCACUUGGGCAGGGAGGGUUGUCAGCCUGCUCCUGGGGCGAGCCACUUUGCAGCCCCCUUUUCUUUAAAGAUGGUCAGGGAAGCCAGCUUCCUCCCCCUCAGCCAGGCCCAUGGUGGCACUUGAUGAUCCUCACUGACCCUGCAGGGCUAGCUGCUGGAGGUCAGUAAGGUUGGCGCCUUCCGUGGAGGGAGUGAUCUCUUAUGUCUGGAAGACUUUGCUCCCAUGAUGGCUCCAAGGGUUUGUCCAGAACAUUCCAUGGCUGUUUUGUCAAGCUGCAGUUGGGAUCCACAAGUGGGUCACAGGAGCAAUUUAAUGGGUCAAACCAGAAAGAGUGGCAUGGGAAAUCUCAGAGCCUACUCCACCUCAUCAAGCUAGGUAUGAAACUCCUGUUUGUUAGCUACCAGUGGGUGCAUCUAUUGACCCUUGGUAGCCAUGGAAACUUGCUGUGGGUCGUGGGCAAAAGUUUGAAAAAUCCUGGUAAAUGGCCUUGAAUUUUAUUGUAUCAAAUCACAUUUGAAAUAUGUAGUCAGUUGAUGGAAGUUUUGGCAUCUGGAAGUUUUCAUAUGAGCUGUUUCUUACCUCAUGAGAGGAACCUAGAAUUGUCCUUGUGCUCUGAGAUUGUGUGGCUGUGCUGGUCUGUGGGGGCGGGGCAGGGGCACGGUGUCCUGAAGGUCUGCCCUUAGGGCCUUCACGCCCUACACACACACACACACACACACACACACACACACACACACACACACACACACACACACACACACUUGACUCAGGGCUAAGCAUCCAUGUUUUUCAGCCGUCCAUCAGGGCAUUUUCCAACACAGCGGCUCUACUGGCUGAGCUUUCUAAGCCACACCUCGCACGUAAGCCAGGGCCCAGUGAGUCAGGACUUGUGCCCAGAAACCUCGAGGUGGGUCAGUGAAGAGCUGAGAUGAGCCUCCAUCAUGGAGGUUUAUUGCCCCCGUCCACCACUGCUGUUUCUUCCACCCAGCUACUGCUUUGAGUUUUCGGGACAAAGGGACCCACCCACUUGCAAUGGGCAAGAAAUGAGACCAUCCUUCCAGAGUGUGGACCCUGCGUCCUCUGGGGGUCCCGUCAUCUCUAGGGGGCAUCCACAUUCACUCCAGGUUACAAGUCCAGCUGUCCAGGUCUUGGCUCAUUUGCUCAUGAGGGCCCUUGGUGGCCGGGCCAUCAGGGAGAGUGUGAGGCACCUCCCAGUGGAAAAUCAGCUCCCAACCCCGCCAAGUUGCCUGCAGACUGGUGAGUGCAAAGGGAAGCUCUUCUCAGCACAUCACUCCACUGUGUGCAUUUUUGGCACAGACCAGGAUGCGCCCCUGGGAGAGUCCGCUUCCAGCCCUCUAAUUCGUGGUAAGUGCUGCAGUAGAGAUAGAGUGAUGUUGUGUCUCCCAGGGACCACGAUCGUCUUUUUAAACCAGCCUCUUAACGUGCUUCAGCCAGAUCUGUUCUUUACCCCUGUUUUUCCAAAGAGGACACUGCACGCACAGUUGUAUCUUACUGUUUUGGGACCUCAGUCCUGAAGAGGGUCCACUCUUUCUAGAUAAAUUGGAUUUCCCUUCUGGUGUUUUUGUUUUUGUUUUUCUUUUCUUUUGGCAAGACAGGCUUUAUGUUAGAGCUGCUUUUGUCUCUCUGAUCUGUCUCCUGAUGUGGUAUCGUUGUACGGGCUGACUUACAGUUGGAAAUGUUUAAACUGCUUCCUUUGAGGACAAGUUUGAGUUUUAGUAAGCUGUAAAGCUAUUUUAUUUGGUUCACUGUGAUUAAGACAAGCACAAAACAAGUGAAGAGACAGCACAUUUCAGUGUAAUCCCCUUUGGAAUCUUUUCCAAAGUCUUGGUAUGUCUUUAUGACACAAAACAUGGACGGACGGGUGAGUGAAAUGUUCCUGGUUGCAUAACUGUUACCAUGAUCCAAAAAUAAAUCACUUUUAUCCACGCCUGGGGCUCUCUAUUGCUAAAUUGCAUAUCAUUUUCUCCCAUGUCGGCUUCUCCCCGUAGGUCAGGUUUUCACAUUAAAUAUUGUGGGUGUGAAGACUGAUGUUAUGGCUGCUUUAUGUGGUCUUACUCCUCUCUUGGGGGUGAGGAGGCUAGAAUUCACCUUUUCCAGGGGCAGCAGUGAGCCCAAGGCGAGGACAUGCCUUUGUUAGAUGCUCAGCAGGCUGUUCCCAAGGACACGGGCUGCUUGUCUGUUUGCUAGACUGUUAAAAUCCUCAUUACAGAACCACAAAGCAAUCGCAUAAAAGCCACUCUUCUUGUGUCAACCUGCACCAGCAUCCUCGAUUGCUCAAACCUGAGGAGCCGGGUGCUGGGCCGUGUUUUUGCUGGUGCAGCUUUCCCAGAAGCCUCUGGAAGGUAGUUUGAGGCAGAACCACAGAAUAUUAGAGGCUAAGGGGGUAGAAGCAAGAAGAGCCAUUCAUGUCCACAUUGUUCCAGAUAAAACAAAGCCCAGCCCUCCAGAUUUUACCUAGAACUCACGUCGGG
Messenger RNA from Zalophus californianus (California sea lion), 5218 nucleotides. RefSeq names its product zinc finger CCCH-type containing 12D (gene ZC3H12D). Gene Ontology annotation, molecular function: RNA endonuclease activity; mRNA binding; metal ion binding. Gene Ontology annotation, biological process: 3'-UTR-mediated mRNA destabilization; nuclear-transcribed mRNA catabolic process, RNase MRP-dependent. The transcript has 8 exons. The record is from RefSeq and is a predicted model, not a curated record. NCBI's taxonomy places the organism in Eukaryota, Metazoa, Chordata, Mammalia, Carnivora, Otariidae. Gene Ontology annotation, cellular component: cytoplasmic ribonucleoprotein granule; nucleus. Bases 908 to 2680 code for a protein of 590 amino acids.